This is a messenger RNA of Rhinolophus ferrumequinum (greater horseshoe bat), 1048 nucleotides long. RefSeq names its product chromosome 15 C16orf95 homolog (gene C15H16orf95). NCBI's taxonomy places the organism in Eukaryota, Metazoa, Chordata, Mammalia, Chiroptera, Rhinolophidae. The record is from RefSeq and is a predicted model, not a curated record.
AUGCGAGGCGCACAGUUAAAUCUGAAUUUCAGAAAAACGAACACUUUAAAUAAAAGUACAUCCCAAGUCCUGCGUGGGAUAUACUCAUGCCGAGAUGCUCCGUGGCCCCCUGAAACCAGCCCGUGGCCGGCGUCCACACGCCCGUGCAAGGACGCUGGGGUGCGGGUCCCACAUCCUUCUCUCUUUCCAGGGAACAACCCAGGCUGGGGCGCCCCGCGUACUCGCAGGCCUCUCCGUCGGAAUGGUGAGUGGGCUAACACAUUUCAAACCUUUGGGAAAGAAGUGUGCCUCACAGAUCUUUCAAUGUGUCCUGCUCCCAGUGCUAUUCAUGGAGAGCCCCUGUGCUGUGAGUGCCAGGCCAGAUUCAGGGGCCACCUGCCAAUGCCCAGGACCGAGGCGGCACUACCUUACUGGGUGCCUCCAUCCCUGAGACCCCAAAAGAAGAUCCAAAAGAGGAUUCGGCUUUAUAUCCCCAAAAUCAUCAAAGCAUGCCCCUGCACAUGCCACUGCUUUGGGGGCCGCCUCCCGAUGCCUAGGGAUCGGGCCAUGAUGCCCUACUGGGUGCCCCAGGUCCUGAGGUCUCACAAUAAGAUGGCGAGAAGGCAACAGAGUUUUGCAGGCAUCCAAGGUAAUUCGGUACUCGGCCUGGGCCUGACUCGUUUUCUCUGCCUAGAAACCUCCUGGGACCCAAGCGCCUGUUAUAACUGUUGGCGGAUCUGUGACAGACGCCUCCUCUUCAAGUGGCAGCAGCUCCAGCCCCGUCAUCAGGAAAGGCGACUGGCCCUGGGGAGUGGAGCGAGCCCCCAGGUCCUCCUCCUGCCCCUCAGCCUCCUGACCCUCCUCCAGGCUAUCCUGAGGGUCAUCGCGAUCAUUCGCCAGUUUUUUUUAGUUUGAAGUUAGAAUCUUCAGCUACUGUCAGGAACACCAACAGAAAUGCCAGUCGUAAUCAAGGUCUUCAACGAAAGUCAUCAAGUCAGGAGGAGUCUGUGAUAGGAUAGCCACCGUUUUCUCAGAUCGCCCAGUUCACACCCAAGAGUCAAGCCAAAUU